Molecule: messenger RNA, 231 nt
Organism: Dovyalis caffra
Lineage: Eukaryota; Viridiplantae; Streptophyta; Magnoliopsida; Malpighiales; Salicaceae
Source: the annotation of a GenBank genome assembly
AUGACAGGUCAAAUAAGGCUCAUUGGUCGGUCACAUGAGAGGCAAAAGUGGGGACUCUAUGCCUCUAAAAACACAAUUAAAGGCCAGCACCAUAAGUUGGAUAUGGGACAGAUCGACUUAGGUAACAAGAAUGGAAUAAAUUGUCUUGCAAGCAGUACCGAAAUGUAUGGGAACUUCCAGCAAAGUCAUCCUUGCAAUUUAAGGUUCCCCGUCAAUUCCACAACCGCGUAA